AUGGCUCAGAUAGUUGGCAGAGAUGACAUAGAGUCGUUAAGAACUGAGUUGGAAGAGAUAGGAAGAAGCUUUAGGUCAUCAAUUCAGAGUCAUAACUCUAGUUUCCGAGCCAAUUCAGAAUUGAGUUCUGCCAAAGGUGAUACUGAUGCUCAAUAUGCUGUGCAGUGGGCAGCCAUUGAGAGACUGCCAACGUUUGAACGGCUCAAAUCAUCUUUGUUUGACAAGGGUGAUGAUGGAAGUGAACUUGAUGGUGAAGAAAAGCGGGUGGUUGAUGUCACCAAGCUUGGAGCUAUGGAAAAGCAUGUCUUCAUAGAAAAGCUCAUUAAGCACAUUGAGAAUGACAAUCUUCGUCUCUUGCGUAAAAUUAGGAAAAGAAUCGACAAGGUUGGAAUCAAAUUGCCCACUGUGGAGGUGAGGUAUAAGAAUCUGAGUGUGGAAGCAGUGUGUGAGGUAGUUCAUGGAAAGCCCCUCCCAACUCUUUGGAACUCUGUCAGAAGCACGCUUAAUCUCUUUACCAAAUUUCCAGGUUUGAAAACACGUGAGGCGAAGAUAAGCAUAAUCAAAGACUUUUGUGGUUCAAUAAAACCUGGAAGGUUAACUUUACUGCUUGGCCCCCCAGGAUGUGGGAAGACCUCUUUUUUAAAGGCUCUAUCAGGGAAUCUGGAAAAAUCUCUCAAGUUCUCUGGCGAAGUUACUUACAAUGGACAGAAGCUAGCAGAGUUUGUUCCCCAGAAAACAUCAGCUUAUAUAAGCCAAUUUGACGUGCAUAUUCCUCAGAUGACUGUCAGGGAAAUACUUGAUUUUUCAGCCCGGUGUCAGGGAAUUGGAAGUCGAGCUGAUAUUAUGCUGGAAGUCAGUAAAAGAGAGAAAGAGGCAGGGUUUAUUCCAGAUCCAGAUAUAGAUACCUACAUGAAGGCUAUUUCUCUCCAAGGACUAAAAAGAACCCUCCAGACAGACUACAUUUUGAAGAUCCUUGGACUUGAUAUAUGUGCUGACACUCUAGUUGGAGAUGCAAUGCUAAGAGGUAUCUCUGGUGGUCAAAAGAAGAGGUUGACAACAGCGGAGAUGAUCAUUGGUCCCACAAAAGCUUUGUUCAUGGAUGAAAUCACAAAUGGCUUAGACAGUUCAACUGCAUUCCAAAUUGUGGCUUGUCUUCAGCAGCUGGUGCAUAUAACAGAUUCUACUCUACUAGUUUCUCUUCUUCAGCCAGCACCAGAGACGUUUGAGCUCUUUGAUGACCUUAUUCUAAUGUCAGAAGGGAAGAUUGUUUAUCACGGUCCCCGGGAUCAUGUGUUGGAAUUUUUUGAGGGUUGUGGGUUUAAGUGUCCUAAGAGGAAAGGGGUUGCUGAUUUCAUCCAAGAGGUAAUCUCUAAGAAAGAUCAAGCACACUAUUGGUACGGCACAGAACCUUACAAUUAUGUCUCUGUUGAUAUGUUCUUGAAAAAAUUCAAGGCAUCUUCUUUUGGAAAGAAGAUAGAUGAGGAUCUUUUAGAGCCAUUUGAUGAACUUCAAGACAAUAACAAUGCUCUUUCCUUUAGUGUGUAUUCUCUUUCGAAAUGGGAACUUUUCAGAGCUUGUUCGUCAAGAGAACUUCUUCUCAUGAAGAGAAAUUCUUUUAUCUACGUAUUCAAGACAGUUCAGCUUAUCAUCAUUGCAUUUAUCACCAUGACUGUAUUUCUGAGAACUCGUAUGGAUAUUGAUGUUCUUCAUGCAAACUACUACAUGGGUUCCCUAUUCUUUGCUCUUACCAUACUUCUUGUUGAUGGAAUUCCUGAAAUGUCUAUGACACUUCAAAGGCUAGAAGUUUUCUAUAAGCAGAGAGACCUGUGUUUUUAUCCAGCUUGGGCUUAUGCAAUUCCGGCAACACUUCUGAAAGUACCUGUUUCUUUUGCGGAAGCCCUGGUUUGGACUUCUCUUACUUACUAUGUCAUUGGAUACAGUCCUGAGUUCCAAAGAUUCAUCCUCCAGUUCUUUCUACUUUUUGCUGUUCAUUUAACAUCAAUAUCCAUGUUCCGAUUCCUGGCAUCAUUCUUUCAGACCAUUGUUGCCACAAUGACGGCUGGUAGUUUUGCAAUAUUGUUCCUGUUACUGUUCAGCGGAUUCAUUAUCAAAAAACCUUCCAUGCCUGGUUGGUUAGGAUGGGGAUUUUGGGUUUCCCCACUGACAUAUGGGGAGAUAGGUCUUUCAGUGAACGAGUUUCUUUCUCCAAGAUGGCAAACAAUGCUAUCAACAAACAUUACUGUCGGGCGUGAAACACUUGAAAGCCGUGGUCUAAACUUCAAUGGAUAUUUCUAUUGGAUAUCACUUGGUGCCUUAUUUGGAUUCACGUUGCUUUUCAACAUAGGAUUCAUCUUGUCAUUGAGUUUCUUGAAGUCUCCUGGAUCAUCUCAUGGUAUCAUUUCACAUGAAAAGCUUGCCCAAAUUCAAAGAACUGAUGAUACCCUCGAUGAUGCCCAAGUGAAAGAAAACUCAAGAAUUUAUCCUUCUAAAACCACCGCAGGACAGAUGGUCUUACCUUUUACUCCAUUGACACUGGUGUUCCAAGAUGUGCAAUACUAUGUUAUUCCCAUGGAAACCAGGGAGCCCGGAUUUAAUCAGAAGAAACUUCAACUUCUAAAUGACAUUACUGGGGCAUUUAGACCUGGUGUUCUUACAGCAUUGAUGGGCGUCAGUGGUGCAGGAAAAACUACUCUCCUUGAUGUUCUUGCAGGCAGAAAGACUACUGGCUACAUUGAAGGGGACAUAAAGAUUGGUGGAUAUCCUAAGGUUCAAGAAACAUUUGCUAGGGUAUUGGGUUACUGUGAGCAAACCGAUGUUCAUUCUCCACAAAUUACUAUAGAAGAGUCUCUGAUAUUUUCUGCUUGGCUGCGUCUGGCUUCUCAGAUUGAUUCAAAGACAAAAACUGAGUUUGUCAAUGAAGUCCUUGAGACCAUUGAGCUUGAUGGAAUAAAAGAUGCCUUGGUUGGAAUACCUGGAGUUAGUGGUCUGUCAAAUGAGCAGCGUAAGCGGCUUACAAUUGCUGUUGAGCUAGUUUCGAAUCCCUCCAUAAUCUUCAUGGAUGAGCCUACAACUGGUUUGGAUGCAAGAGCUGCUGCAAUAGUCAUGCGAGCAGUGAAGAAUGUAGCUGAUACGGGAAGAACAAUUGUUUGCACCAUUCACCAACCGAAUAUUGAUAUAUUUGAAGCAUUUGAUGAGCUAAUUCUUUUGAAAACUGGAGGGCAUAUGAUAUACUCAGGACAGGUGGGUCAGCACUCAAGUAGAGUCAUCGAAUAUUUUCAGAGUAUUCCUGGGGUUCAAAAGAUCAAAAGUAACUACAAUCCAGCAACCUGGAUGUUAGACAUCACUUCUACAUCAGCUGAAGCUGAACUUGGUGUUAAUUUUGCCCAAAUUUACAGAGAAUCUAGUUUAUAUGAGAACAAUAAAGAGCUUGCAAGACAGUUGAGUACUCCCCCUCAUGGUUCCAGAGAUCUGCAUUUUGCUACCCGGUUUUCACAAAAUGGCUGGAUGCAGUUCAAAUCUUGCCUAUGGAAGCAGCACUUAUCUUAUUGGAGGAGUCCUUCGUAUAACUUGAUGCGCAUCAUGCAUACUGUGGUUGCAUCUCUAAUUUUUGGAACAUUGUAUUGGAACCAAGGGAAAAAAAUAACCGACCAGCAGAGCUUAUUCAAUAUAUUUGGUUCUAUGUAUGCCGGUGUCAUCUUCUUGGGCAUAAAUAACUGCGCAACUGUUCUGCAAUAUGUUGCAACAGAGAGAACUGUCAUGUAUCGAGAAAAAUUUGUGGGGAUGUAUUCACCAUUGGCUUUUUCAGUUGCACAGGUCGCAGUGGAACUUCCCUAUAUAUUUAUCCAGGCAGCCUUAUUUAUGAUCAUCACAUAUCCAAUGAUUGGAUACUACGCUUCAGCCUAUAAGGUUUUCUGGUAUUUCUACGCCUUAUUUUGUUCACUGCUAUACUACAACUACAUGGGAAUGAUGCUCGUCUCGUUGACACCAAACUUCUUGGUAGCUGCAAUUCUGUCCUCAGUGUUCUACACAUUGUAUAACCUAUUUUCUGGUUUUCUGGUUCCUAAGCCGGAAAUUCCGAAAUGGUGGAUUUGGUUGUAUUAUUUGACUCCCUCAUCUUGGUCACUAAACGGUUUGCUCACUUCACAAUAUGGAGACAUAAACAAGGAGGUAAUCGUAUUUGGUGAACCCAAAACAGUGUCUGCCUUCUUGGAAGACUACUUUGGGUUUCACCAUGAUCAGUUGCCUCUAGUGGCAGUAGUUCUCAUUGCAUUUCCCAUAACUUUUGCAUGUAUUUUCGCCUACUGUAUUGGGCACUUGAACUUCCAGAGGAGGUGAUUGAAAUCUCCUGUUCAUGUAUAUAUGUAUAUUAUAGCGAGGAAAUUAGUUCUUUGUAGUUUCUGUCACUGGUAGCAUACGAUUGUAA
Messenger RNA from Argentina anserina (silverweed cinquefoil), 4423 nucleotides. RefSeq names its product pleiotropic drug resistance protein 3-like. The transcript has 24 exons. The record is from RefSeq and is a predicted model, not a curated record. Lineage: Eukaryota; Viridiplantae; Streptophyta; Magnoliopsida; Rosales; Rosaceae. Gene Ontology annotation, cellular component: membrane. The coding region runs from base 1 to 4335 and encodes 1444 amino acids. Gene Ontology annotation, molecular function: ABC-type transporter activity; ATP hydrolysis activity; ATP binding.